Messenger RNA from Prunus armeniaca (apricot), 1266 nucleotides. The record is from the annotation of a GenBank genome assembly. Lineage: Eukaryota; Viridiplantae; Streptophyta; Magnoliopsida; Rosales; Rosaceae.
AUGUCAGCUGCUUUAAAGCUCAUACGCUUUGGAACCGCAGCACUGUUCCAUGCUCCCAUAAGAACUCUAUCUGCGACCCCUUCCCUGCAUUCUCUCAAACCCUUCGCUGCCUCACAAUCUCUGCGCUUCCCCAGGUACAGCUCUUCCUCCGCUGCAAUUGAAACUAUUGAUAGCGUCACCGCUAACAGCACAGAAGCGCCGCUGCUCCAUCCCUGGCCCGAGUGGGUGGCUUUUAUCGACCGCUUGAAGACCAAAGGUUACUUCACCGGAACCCAGCCGAGCGAGAGUGACGAUGUUUACACGGACAUGACUCAAAUAAAGGAUGCGUGCCUCAGUUUUGCUCGUGACCGCUACGAUGUUUUCAAAUCACUGUCUACGGAAGAUAUGCAAGCAGUUGUGGAGGGUGGAUGCCCCAAUCUUUUCCGGAAAGCUGUGAAUUCAGCAAAAAGAUUGAGAUUCUAUCUGAGGCUAGAUGAAGGGGAUGUUUGUGGUGCUUGCAAUCUGCGAGGUUCCUGUGAUAGAGCGUAUGUGGUUCUUAAGGAAUCUGAAGCUGCGGCACGGACAGUGGAUAUAGUCCGAAUACUAUUGUUUCAUGCUCUGGAUCCACUUGUUAUUUCUGGGGGGGAGAAACCUCUUGGUAGAGACCUUCUAGAAACAUCUGCAAGGAAACUGCUUUCUGAGUUACUUCAACUCAGUGAAACAGCUGUUGACCCAUCACUUCCAAAGCCUGCUGCCAAAGCUGAGAAAAAGUUAUCUGCAAGUAUCAUUGAUGAUGGACUAUCUCAAACUGUUGAAAUGAAGAGAGGAGAUUGGAUGUGUCCCAAAUGCAAUUUUAUGAACUUUGCUAAAAAUCUAAGAUGCCUACAAUGUAAAGAAGAUGGCCCAAAAAAAGCUGAUGCGGGUGAUCUUGAAAUGAAAAAGGGAGACUGGAUCUGCACUGAAUGCAAUUUCAUGAACUUCUCUAGAAAUAUACGCUGCCUAAAGUGCAAAGCUGAAGGGCCAAAGAGAGUGAGUACAGAUGCUGUUGAAAUGAAGAAAGGAGACUGGAACUGCCCAAAGUGUGCCUUCAUGAAUUUUGCAAGCAAUAGGAAGUGUUUGCGUUGUCAAGAGACACGGCCCAAGAAAAAUCCUACAGAUUGGGACUGUCCCUCAUGUAAUUUCUUGAAUUAUGGUAGAAACACAGUCUGCCUGAAGUGCAACUGUAAAUGCCCCAAGGAAGCAACUACUAGUGAGUACGAGGAGCAGAUGUGGAGGCACCCACGCUAG